This is a messenger RNA of Fragaria vesca subsp. vesca, 681 nucleotides long. RefSeq lists its product as uncharacterized. NCBI's taxonomy places the organism in Eukaryota, Viridiplantae, Streptophyta, Magnoliopsida, Rosales, Rosaceae. The transcript is spliced from 4 exons. Bases 1 to 681 code for a protein of 226 amino acids. The record is from RefSeq and is a predicted model, not a curated record.
AUGUCGAAUAAAGAAAAUAGCAGUAAGAUGAAGGGCCUCUUAAAAGGCUUGAGAUACAUCUCUCAAAUAUUUGAUGAUAACAAAGAGCAAGAAAUUCAGAUUGGAUUUCCUACAGAUGUAAAGCAUGUGGCUCAUAUAGGCUGGGAUGGUCCAGCAACUGCGACAAGUUCUCCUAGCUGGAUGAAUGAGUUUCAAUCUCCACCAGGAUUUGCAUCAGCACCUUUAUCUCAGAAUGGAGAAAUGAGAGAAGAUAAUCCGAUCAAAUGGGUUUCGGAAGAUUCAAGCCGGAGAAGUUCAAGGAGUUCAAUGUCUCCGGUACAUGAGUCCCCGGAAGUGCCAAAGCAGUCAAGAAGGCAAUCAUCACGGGGGCAUGAAGGAGGUGUGGACUCCCCAAAGAGCCCAAAGAGGGAAAAAUCAGAUAAACAUAGGCAAACAAGAAGGCCUUCUAGGAGGGACUCGUCGGAGACUAGUAGAGCCAGCCAUCAAGAAGCCACGGAUACUAGUACCGAAUCCUCCCUACCGGACAUCCCCAAGAAAUCACGGCGGAAGAAGUCGAAAGAAUCCGCACCUGGGGGUUCAAAAAAAAUAAAAGAUCCUGAAACUCCACCUGCAACAAAGUGCAAUAGCAUUGAACCUCAAAAUUCUUUUCAAGAGGGGGAAGACAAUGGGUGUUUUACCUGA